Schistosoma intercalatum is the source of this 324-nucleotide messenger RNA. Lineage: Eukaryota; Metazoa; Platyhelminthes; Trematoda; Strigeidida; Schistosomatidae. The record is from the annotation of a GenBank genome assembly.
AUGAAACUAUCUACUACAGAUUGUUUAGUUGUAUUCUGUGUGAUCCAUCUAAUGGUUACAGAUCCUAUUUAUGCCGGUACCAAUACUGGAGGAGGUCAAAAAACUAGAUUACCAAAGAUUAGUGAAAGAAAGUUCAGAUGUUGCGAUGACGGUGCUAAUCUUUGUUUUGGUUACAAUGGGAAAUCUUUCAUAAGCUCAUUCUAUACAGGAAAUGAAGGAACCUAUUACAGUCCCAAGAUUAGAAUGAUGGUUGGCCUAAUCAAUUCGACCUGUAUCAAAUUUAAAAAAUAUGGAACUACUACAUCUUCUGGAAAAAAGUCAUAG